This is a messenger RNA of Helianthus annuus (common sunflower), 1076 nucleotides long. RefSeq lists its product as uncharacterized. NCBI's taxonomy places the organism in Eukaryota, Viridiplantae, Streptophyta, Magnoliopsida, Asterales, Asteraceae. The coding region runs from base 90 to 932 and encodes 280 amino acids. The transcript has a single exon. The record is from RefSeq and is a predicted model, not a curated record. Gene Ontology annotation, cellular component: chloroplast thylakoid membrane. Gene Ontology annotation, biological process: photosystem I assembly; response to photooxidative stress.
UGUAUGUGUAUAUAUACCCUCAUCCAUUCAUCACUAGUAACUCAUCAUCCGUUGAAGAUUAAUCAAAUCUUAUAGUUUUCAAUAUCAGGAUGUUGAUCAAUGAGAGCUCACACACAGAGACAGAGAAGCAUGUUUCUGUAGAUCCAGUAUCUAUGAAACCAUUGCCUUUGUUACCCACUAACUACAAGUUCCUUACCAACUCCUUACCCAACUCGCCUCGCGUGUCGCAACCGCGGUCUCACUCUCCGCUCACUUGCGCAUCCGAUAGUCACCUUCAACGAAGCAAAUCCGGUGGUGAACAAAGAUCAUCUGUACCAUAUGGUGGUUUUGAUCUUUGGGCAAAUCUUAAUAACACCGCGGAAAAUAAAUAUUCCAAAAAACAUGGUAAUAAAACACCGUUAAACAAAGGAGUAUCACAGACGACGACAAAUGGUGCAAACAUGGUGAAAGAGGUUAAAAAACCUAAUGAAAUGGACUUCAAAUGUGGGGCCCUUUGCUUGUUCUUGCCCGGUUUUGGUAAGGGUAAACCGGUGAGAGCAAGAAGAGUGGAACCACAAGGAUCGAGACCAUCACAAGUAGUGUCACAACGGAUUUCACUUGAGAAAUUCGAGUGUGGAUCAUGGCGAUCAUCCGCCAUUCAUAGCGAUGAUGACCACAUGUCUACACUCUACUUUGAUCUUCCGUUGGAGCUUAUACGAACAAGUGUAAGUGAUAAUGCUUUGCCAAUGAAUUCGGCUUUCGUGUUUAACAAAGGUGGUGUGAAAGGUGUUCUUAAGACGAAAGGGGGGACAGAGGAACAAAAAUCGCAAGAGGGUCGCCAUGUUCGUUUUUCGACUUCUUCUACGACCACACAACCGACAUCGCCCAUCACGCCUCGCUUAUGCAAGGCUAGAGAUGAUUUUAGGGCGUUUUUAGAAGCUCAGAGUGUUUGAGAUGAAACUUGUAAUAAUAUUGUUUUUCCAAGAUUUUGUUCGGUCAUUAGUGUGUAAAAUUUGUUCGAAUAACUUGGUGCGUGACAAUGGUAAUGUAGAGUUAUUAUUACAAUCAAUAAUACAAUGUUGUAGUUAUUUUUUGUA